Messenger RNA from Eutrema salsugineum, 1519 nucleotides. RefSeq names its product bZIP transcription factor 18. Gene Ontology annotation, molecular function: DNA-binding transcription factor activity. Gene Ontology annotation, biological process: regulation of DNA-templated transcription. The transcript has 4 exons. Gene Ontology annotation, cellular component: nucleus. The coding region runs from base 58 to 1173 and encodes 371 amino acids. Lineage: Eukaryota; Viridiplantae; Streptophyta; Magnoliopsida; Brassicales; Brassicaceae. The record is from RefSeq and is a predicted model, not a curated record.
GAUAGACAAAGGGAGAGAGAGGGCGCGAAACACAGAGAGAGAAGGACGAUCCAAGAUAUGGACGAUCCUUCGAACGCUAAAUCUAACCAAUGUCCGCCUUUGGCCAACCCAGCUCCGACGCCGGCGCCAUUCCGGGGACCGUACCAUCGGCGAGCACAUUCGGAGGUUCAAUUCCGUCUCCCUGAAGAUCUAGAUCUCUCGGAACCUUUCGGAGGAUUCGACGAGCUUGGAUCCGAAGAUGACCUCUUCUGCUCAUACAUGGACAUUGAGAAACUUGGAUCCGGAUCCGGAUCCGCUUCCGAUUCUGCUGGACCAUCCGCUCCUAGGUCCGAUAACCCGUUUUCCGCUGAAAAUGGAGGCUUGGGAAGAGACGACGCUGGGAAUUCGAGGCCUAGACACAGGCACAGCCUCUCCGUUGAUGGGUCUUCGACUUUGGAGUCAAUCGAGGCCAAGAAAGCCAUGGCUCCUGAUAAACUCGCCGAGCUUUGGGUCGUCGACCCCAAGAGAGCUAAAAGGAUAAUUGCUAAUCGACAGUCUGCUGCUCGUUCAAAAGAGAGGAAGGCUCGGUAUAUCUUGGAGCUCGAGAGGAAAGUUCAGACCUUGCAAACUGAAGCUACUACUUUAUCAGCACAACUUUCUUUGUUCCAGAGAGACACAACUGGUUUGUCAUCUGAGAAUACAGAGCUCAAGCUUCGUUUACAGGUCAUGGAACAACAAGCUAAGUUGCGAGAUGCACUGAACGACCAACUGAAAAAGGAAGUUGAGAGGCUGAAAUUCGCAACUGGAGAAGUCUCUCCCGCUGAUGCCUAUAACCUCGGAAUGGCACACAUGCAAUACUCUCAACAGCAACCACAACAAUCAUAUUAUCAACAUCAUCAGCAGCAAACCGAUGCUCAAAACCUGCAACAAAUGACUCAUCAGUUUCAUCUCUUCCAGCCCAACAACAACCAAAACCCGAACAUUACAUCAUCAUCCUCUUGCCAAAACCCUCCCUCUGCUCAUCAGCUUAUGCAUCACGCUACUUCGAAUGCAUCGGGUCAAUCUCAUUCCUUUUCAGAGGCAAUGCAUGAAGACCCUCUUGGCCGGUUACAGGGGCUUGACAUUAGCAGCUGUGGCAGAGGCUCAAACUUUGGUAGGUCUGACACCGUCAGUGAAAGCAGCAGCACCAUGUGAAGCUGCCUUUUCUAGAUUCCGCUUUGUCGAUAAACCUAUUCUUUUGCGCUCCCUUGAAAUCUUUAGCUAAAAAGGUAACAUCUUCGUGACCGCCUGAUUCAUUUUUAAUUCUGUAAAACUGGUUUCUUUUUGGGGGUUUCAACUUAGAGACCACAGGUGUUUUAACUUGUCUGAUUUCUCUGUUUCCUGAUUCAUAUUGUUCUUCCGGGGGAAUUACCAAAGUCGAACCAGAUAUAUUUUUUUUCUGUUUCUGUAUGUCUUUUUUGCUUCCCUAUAGUUGCUUCUACAAUCAUCCUUGUAAAUGGUGGUUGGAUUUGGAUUUGGAUUUGGAUUUGGUUAUGCCUUG